AUGCCUGCUCAGCGACCACGUGCAGCUUUUGAGCCCAUCCCGCCUAAUUUGGAUGUUGCGGCGCUUGUUGACUCGACCCCAAAUUUUGAAUAUGUGGUUAGAAUCGAUUGUAACGCCAUUGAUGAACAUGGGCUGGGAAAUUUCGAGAAACUUGUUCGCUUGCACGUCAUCUUGGGCGGAAAGCCUCUGGUUGUGGAGGGGUUCCAUGAAAGACUUGACCACUCUGUGUUCUCCGAAACAUGGCUAAGGAUGCAUCAUUCCGACAAGACGGAGACUGCCCGAAACCUGAGCACGAAGUCCAAUCUUGAACUUUCAAUCGGUCAUUACCUGAAAAAUAUGCCGCUCUUAGCAAAUCGGUGGACGUCUUUAAACUACAAAGAUCCUAGUGGACAGCGAAUCUACCUUAAGGAUAUUGAUUGUCCGCAAGUUUGGCACGAUCAUCUUAGAAGCCUGAUACCCCCACCGCUUUUUUAUUUGAAUAAGCAUCCAGAAGCAUUCCAAGGGCCAGGGGCAGAGUUCGCUGCAACUUCCAACGAUUCCCAGUAUCAUCCAGAUUCAAAAAAGAAGACUGGGAAACCAGGAGAUCUUAUGAGCUGCCUUCCACCCAGCAUGCGCGCUGAGAAUCUGAUGUGCUACAUUGGUCACGAGGGCACCUACACCCCUGCGCACCAAGAAAUGUGUGCUAGUCUCGGUCAGAAUAUCAUGGUUGAGGCAUCGAGUGGUUCAGUGGAAUAUGGCAUGAAGACUAAGCCAGGAUCAUCUAUCUGGUUUAUGACAGAGAGCAAAGACCGCGGGGUUGUUUCUGAAUACUGGCAGUCCACACUAGGCCAUGACAUCGACAUCGAAGAUCACUUUGCGCAGAUAAAUGCCUGGAGAGCAGCACCGUUCAAGACAUACAUUGUUGAACAGAAACCCGGCGACUUCAUCCUGAUUCCUCCUCUAGCAGCCCAUCAGGUGUGGAAUCGAGGAACAAGGACGAUGAAAGUAGCCUGGAAUCGUACCACUGUGGAGACUUUGGGCUCAGCUCUGAAUGAAUCUUUACCCCAUGCUAGAAUGGUAUGCCGGGAUGAGCAGUACAAAAAUAAAGCAAUUGUUUAUUACGCACUCGAGCAUUACUCGCAACUCCUUCAAAGUGUCGUUACGGAGGAUAAGACCAAUACUCUGCGGCAAAUAUUGGAAGAUUUUGACCAACUCUUCGCGCUCUACACUCAGAUCCUGCUGUCUGAGAGUUUCUACCAAGGCGAAAAAAGAUACAAUGACGUUGAAUACAUACCAUUUGACAGUAAUAUCACUUGCUCAUAUUGCAGGUGCAAUAUAUUCAACCGAUUCCUGACUUGUCCGUGGUGUGUGGGUGCAGAUGGCGAGGACACUUAUGACAUCUGCAUGGAGUGUUAUGUCAUGGGCAGAAGCUGUGCUUGCAUAUCCAGAUUAAGAUGGGCCGAGCAAUUUCGUUGGAGCGAGCUGACGGAGAAACAUGAGGAAUGGAGAAUUCAAAUUUGCCAGUCAAAAGAUGGUCAAAGCAGGACAAUGUUCGGAUCCCUCACAGAAGAGCGGUCGAGAUACGGGAAGAAGACACUCGCCGAAAUUUGCCAAGAACAAUUGACGAGGCGUCCAUGGAUAGAUAUCACAAAACCAGUCAUACGAAAAACCGAAGACAAGCUGAGCGAUACAGAGAGCGUGAGCCCAGCGCGGAAGCGAAGGAAGACCCGCUUGACUCACGAGGCUGAAGACGGUGGUCGCUGCCAUAUUUGCAAAUAUAUUGAGCCAACCUGGAAACUCGCCUCUUGUUCAUACUGCAAUCAGAAUUACUGUUACGGCAGUCUGUUCAGGGCCUUCAAUAUCCAACCACGGGACACUAUGGAAGUGUAUUAUUGGAAGUGUCCAAAAUGCCAGAAGAUUUGCAGUUGUGCAGCAUGCCGCCGAGAUCCCGCAAUGAAUCCCUUUGAGCCGAAGAGCCUGCUUCUUGGUCACGAUACAAGGAAGAUAGCAGAUCCUCGCAGCGUAGAAAGCUUGGUGGACUUCCGCCAAUCCAAUCUCCGAUGGCUGAAGAAGGCCGGCGAUGAUGAGAUUGGCAGACUGAAGAAGCACCAGAAAGAUGCGGAUGAUAGACGCCACCAGGCUAUGAUCGAACACUGUAUUCAAUUGGAGGAAUCUCCCGAGUCAACCGACCCCUCCACAGAUUAUGGGGACAUACCAGUGGACCCAGCAUUGGAGAAGCUAAGUGGAUCAGUGCUAACAACCCCGGGCUCAAUUAGUUGGUGA
Molecule: messenger RNA, 2262 nt
Organism: Aspergillus clavatus NRRL 1
Lineage: Eukaryota; Fungi; Ascomycota; Eurotiomycetes; Eurotiales; Aspergillaceae
Product: putative JmjC domain protein
Exons: 2
Coding region: 1-2262 (753 amino acids)
Source: RefSeq, a predicted model, not a curated record